UAGUCACCCACAGGGCCGCUUUCGCCAGGACAUCGGUCAUACAGGCCUUCCUGGGGUCUGCACCCCAGCUCACACUGCAACUUUACAUCUGUGUGCUGCAGAAAGGGGUGUCCAUCGGUAGAGCUUUCUUCAAAAUUGUUCAUCCACACUUCUUUUGAUCUUCCUUUCUACACAGCACAACAUCAUGGGAAACUUUGCUGCAAAUGAAGGGCUAUCCAUUUUUGUUAUUCUGGUAUGGCUCGGCAUCAAUGCGUUUCUCUUUGUGCAUUUUUACAUGGCAUUUUUGGUUGAUAGAUACUACUAUACUAGAGUCAUCCUUGGGCAUGCUCUCUCAUGGGCCAGAGCUCCAGCUGCAUGUCUGAAUUUUAACUGCAUGUUGAUCUUGCUGCCUGUCUGCAGAAACCUGCUCUCGUUCCUACGCGGAUCCAUACAGUGCUGUAGCCGCACUGCAGCCCGUCAGCUAGACAGAAACCUCACUUUCCACAAACUAGUGGCCUACAUGAUUGCCCUCCACACAGCCAUCCACAUCAUAGCUCACUUGUUCAACUUUGAGAGAUUCAUGGAUUCCCAGCUUAUGAUCAACAGCAGUUACCUCCCUUACGUGCUUUCUCAGAUUGGCAAGAAUGACAACAGAUCCUACCUCAACCCUAUCAGAACCAAUGAGACGAGCCAAACCAUAGUGAUGUUUACCACUAUAGCAGGACUGACGGGGGUGGUCAUCACGCUCGCCCUCAUCCUCAUCAUCACUUCGUCCAUGGAGGUCAUCAGAAGGUCAUAUUUCGAGGUGUUCUGGUUCACCCAUCAUCUGUUCAUCGUCUUUUUCAUUGGUUUGGUGGCUCACGGAAUUGGGCGUAUCGUGCGAGGUCAGACUGUGGAAAGUAUAAUUGUUCAUGAUCCAAAAAAAUGUCACAGCAAGUUUGAGACCUGGGGUCAAAGUGGCACCGACUGCCCAAAACCUGACUUUGCUGGGAAUCCCCCAAUGACAUGGAAGUGGGUGGUUGGCCCAAUGUUUCUAUAUGUAUGUGAGAGACUGGUGCGUUUCUAUCGCUCGCAGCAGAAAGUGGUUAUCACUAAGGUAGUGAUGCACCCAUCCAAGACGCUUGAGCUGCAGAUGAAGAAGAAGGGCUUUAAGAUGGAGGUCGGUCAGUAUGUUUUCAUGCAGUGCCCGUCCAUCUCUCAGCUAGAGUGGCAUCCCUUUACCUUGACCUCUGCCCCGGAGGAAGACCACCUUAGUGUGCAUAUCCGAAUUGUAGGGGAUUGGACACAAGCCCUUUAUACAGCCUGUGGAGGUGACAAAACAGUGGUGCUGGAUGCUUGGACGCUACCAAAGUUGGCUGUGGAUGGGCCGUUUGGGACAGCCAGUGAAGAUGUCUUUCGUUAUGAAGUUGUGAUGCUUGUGGGUGCCGGUAUUGGUGUGACACCUUUCGCUUCUGUUCUGAAGUCUGUGUGGUACAAACACGUCCAGGAGAACAAAAACGUCUUCACCAAAAAGAUCUAUUUCUAUUGGCUCUGCCCGGAGACGCAGGCUUUCGAAUGGUUUGCAGACCUGCUGCAGAGUUUGGAAAGGCAGAUGACAGAAAAAGACAUGAGGGAUUUCCUCAGUUACAACAUCUAUCUAACACGCUGGAAAGACGCUGAGGCUGCCCAUUUUAGAGUUCAAUAUGAGGCGGAGAACGAUCCCAUCACCGGGCUUAAGCAGAAGACUCGGUAUGGUAAACCCAACUGGGACAAUGAGUUCAGUGCCAUCGCUACCCAACACCCAGGCUCAAAAGUAGGCGUUUUUCUCUGUGGUCCUACGGCUUUGGCCAAAGCUCUGGGGAAGCAGUGUAUUUCACACACUGAAUCUGGAACUGAGUUUAUAUUCAACAAAGAAAACUUCUGAUGUGCUUCACGAAGUGUGCCACCUCAUAUGUAUCAGAACCCUUGGAUUUUAAAUCAGUGUAAAUGCUGCAAAAAAAUGACUUCUUAACGAGUUACUUAUUAAUGAAAAAUCCUUAAACCACAACAUAAGACAUUCAGACUUGCUUGAGUGUAAGUAGAUUUUGUCUCACUACACUGGCAGAUUUUGUUCAAAAAUUAAGUCUUUAUUUACGGUUUCAAAUGAAAUUCUUGUUAAGAAUAUAAAUAUAUAUAUGUAUAUUAUGUUAAGUUUAUGUCAUUAUUAUGUUGUAUUAUUGGCCUAGAUAUAUCAUGGCUGUGCAUGAUGCAGAAUUGAUUUUUAUGUACUAUAAAGAUCCAAGUGUUAUUUUACUGUGCUGUGAAAUUAUUCUGCUUUCUAAACCUGCUUCCUCUCUUAAGUGGAAGUUAAAUAAACCUUACAAAAUCUU
Messenger RNA from Cyprinus carpio (common carp), 2327 nucleotides. RefSeq names its product cytochrome b-245 beta chain (gene cybb). NCBI's taxonomy places the organism in Eukaryota, Metazoa, Chordata, Actinopteri, Cypriniformes, Cyprinidae. Gene Ontology annotation, molecular function: superoxide-generating NAD(P)H oxidase activity. Gene Ontology annotation, cellular component: plasma membrane; NADPH oxidase complex. The record is from RefSeq and is a predicted model, not a curated record. Gene Ontology annotation, biological process: superoxide anion generation; defense response.